UCUGAUUCAUCUUUCUUCUUCUUUUUCUUCUUCUUCUUCUUCUUCUUCUUCUUCUUCUGUCAUACCUCACGCAGCUUUUCAUUUGCUUUUCAAGUUUGCUGUACAACUCCCACGACGCUACUACAUAUAUCCUACUUUCCCUUCCCCUUCUUUCUCUCUCGCUCUCCACCCUUGGUUCCCACCUCUACCGCUGCUCCAAUUGCAAACAAAAUCCCAACCUCGACCCGAUUUAUUCCAGGAAACAAAGACUACAUCUCUUCACCCACCAAGAUCAACGCAACAAUGCCUCGCCAUGGCAGGGGUGCCAGCCGCACCAGAACGGACCCGCCGUUCCCCACCAAACAAAUGGCCAUUCUAGCACUCUGCCGGAUCAGCGAACCCAUUGCCUUCAUGUCCAUCUUCCCCUACGCCUACUUCAUGGUGGAGUCAUUCGGCAUCGCAAAGAGCAAGGGCGAGAUCUCCAUGUACACGGGCAUGGUCACAUCAGCAUUUGCCUUCUCCGAAUGCGUCAGCGGGAUAUUUUGGGGCCGGCUGAGCGACAGGAUCGGGCGCAAGAAGGUGCUGCUGGGAGGGCUGUUCGGAACGGGACUGAGCAUGUUGUUGUUCGGAUUCGCCAGAAGCCUGCCAAUGGCGUUGUUUGCCCGGGCGCUGGGGGGGCUGCUGAACGGGAACAUCGGCGUACUCCAGACGACCGUCGCAGAGCUGGUAACAGCGGAGAAGCACCAGCCGCGCGCGUAUUCCAUCAUGCCCUUUGUGUGGUGCCUCGGCACCAUCAUCGGCGCAACCCUUGGCGGCAUUCUCGCUCGCCCCGCUUUGGCUCUGCCAACCUGGUUCGAGGGCACCAUCUUCGACACGUACCCGUUCCUGCUUCCGAACCUGGUCUGCACCGCCGUCGUCAUCUGCGGCCUGGCUGUCGGCAUCCUGUUCCUCCACGAGACUCACGAGGACUGCAAGUACGACCGCGACCGCGGCCGCGAGCUGGGCAAUUGGCUCCUCGCCAAACUCUCCCGCAAACAUGACUCCUCGUCCUACGCGCCCCUAUGUGACAAAGAUGCUCCCCUGGACGAGGAAGACGCUGCCCCCCUGUGCCCGUCCAGGAGCAACUGCAGCUCCCCAACCUUGUGCAGCGCCCGCUCGUCCAUGUCUGAGCCAGCACCCUUUGAACUCGAGAGGAAACUGACCAUCCGCGAUGCCUUCACUAAGCAGGUGUGCUUGAGCAUCGUCUGCUACGGCAUCCUCGCCUUCCAUACCAUAUCUCUCGAGCAGCUACUCCCGAUCCUCAUGUCCAAGGCCGAACCCACCGGGGAUAAUCGUCACCUUCCAUUUUACUUCCAGGGCGGUUUCAACUUCACCUCCCAGACCAACGGCAUGCUUUUGUCUAUACAGGGCGUGCUGCAGAUGGUCGCCCAAAUCUUCAUUUUCCCUUGGAUCAGCAAGAAAAUCGGUAGCCUACGCACAUUCUGCCUCACGAUUGCAUUCUAUCCUUUCCUCUACCUGCUCGCACCGUACCUCGCAUUACUCCCCAAAAACUUCCGGGUUCCAGGAAUCGUGCUUCUGCUGGUCUGGAAGGUCACCGCGCAGUCCUUGUCUUACCCGUCCCUUGCCAUCUUGCUCACCAACUCAUCGCCGUCCAAGAAGGUCCUGGGGACCUUGAACGGCGCAGCCAUGGCCUCAGCCAGCGUCUGCAGAGGUUUUGGCCCCACCGUUACUGGCGCAGUCGAUUCUGUCGGUGACCGCAUCGGCAUGUCAGGCCUUGCCUGGUGGACUUGCGCCGUCAUUGCCGCUAUCGGUUGGGUGCCUGGAUUCUUCAUGGAAGAGCCACCGCGUAAGCAGGAAGACGACGAAGAAGUUGGAUUCGGCAUGGAGUCAUCUGACUCUGACGCCGAGUCUAUUAUCACCCUCACCCCGGACGAUACCGCAGGGUCCGUGCUUUCUAAAUAA
Molecule: messenger RNA, 1941 nt
Organism: Periconia digitata
Lineage: Eukaryota; Fungi; Ascomycota; Dothideomycetes; Pleosporales; Periconiaceae
Source: the annotation of a GenBank genome assembly